AUGUCGCUGCUCUCCGGUCCCCGCGGAGCAGCGCCGGGUUCAGCGCGGCUAAGGCGGAGCAGCCGCCCCUCGCCGGACACCCCCUCGGCGUGGAGCGGGGCCUCCCAUGGCGCCGGCGGCGCACACCUGGCUGUGGGACAGGUGCCGGGCUCCUCCGGCGAUGCUCCAACCCCCGCAGCCCGGACUCCUCCCGCCCCGCCUCCGCUCCCCCUGCCCGGCGCGCCGGGGGAAGCCCCGCCCGCCGGGGAAGGGAACGCCUGCGCGGAGGGGGGCGAGGGGCGGCCGCCGCCGGGCGCCAUUUUGAAUCGCCUCAGCGCCUGUGGCGGCGGGUGGCGGUGCCCGCUUGGCUCAGCAGCGGAGGCGCUCCGGGAAUGGGGCUGUGGCGGAGGGUGCUGGUUCCGAGGAGAUCCCGGAACGGAGGGGAGCGGGGCUGUGGCUGAAGGCGCUCAUUCCGAGGCGCCCCGGUCUCGGCGGGAGCUGCUUUUUAGCCGCCAGGCGCUGCAGCCCGUCCCGCGUUACUGCCAGGGCCAGCGGGCAGCCCUGGCCGCCCCCGGGGGAAGCAGGUGGGUGGGCGAGCUACACUCGUGUUGCCGCCGGCGUUUAAGAGGAAAACAAAACUCAGUGGGUUUACAGGUGUCGGCUACGGAGCGUGUGCGGGCAUCAUGUGCAGAGUCGGUGAUCAUGCCUCUAGAACGGUGUCCCCCAUCUGAACCCAGGAUUUAAGCACUCUCGUCACCUCACACGUCUCAUGUCUGCACUGAAGCUGGAAGUGGGAGGGCAGCAGACGCAGAAAUAUCUGAACUUGUGUUGGUGUAGCCGAUUUGCUGUGAAGCAGAUUAUUCAAGCUUUUAUAUGGGCAAGUUACACUUGAAUGAAUCUUGAGAGGCUGAGGUAAAGCUGUACAGAAGUACUUGCCACCAUGACCCUGUUGACACUGAUUCCAUACUAUAAAUAUAAGAAUUCGAUCAUUAUGAAACUGCUCUGAAAAUCUACCAUCAAUCAAAAAUUAUAUCUCUGCAGAUAGUUUGUUUCUGUGACUGGAUCAGUCCCUGGUCUGCUGUAUUUCUAAGAUGAGUAUCAACAUAAAAUGAUUUAAGAUUGGCACUAAUUUUUCCAUAUCUUCUUUUGGAAAUGACUAGUAUCUCUGUAAAAGAGCUUCCAUAUUAAAUGUAAAUAAGGUAAAUAAAAGCAAACCAAUUUUGAGGCAUUAUAAACUUGCUUAUUUGCAAAAGAUUUUUGGAGCAUAUACUGUCACUAAUUCCUUUUUCUGUAUUAAUUUUUUUUCUUCUGUUUUUGAGAGUGUGAAUCAAUGCUUCUGUUGGAGCAACCAGAAGAGAGUAUUGUCAUAAUGAUGUAUCAUUGUGCCUAGGUCAGUUGUUUGGUU
Molecule: messenger RNA, 1384 nt
Organism: Vidua macroura (Pin-tailed whydah)
Lineage: Eukaryota; Metazoa; Chordata; Aves; Passeriformes; Viduidae
Product: collagen alpha-1(I) chain-like
Exons: 2
Coding region: 1-723 (240 amino acids)
Source: RefSeq, a predicted model, not a curated record